AUGUAUCAAGCAAGACCCCUCUCUAGGAACCUCUUUUUGUACACCUUCCUACAAAACCAUGGCCCAGGCUUCCUGGAUGACCAAGACUCGGGGCUUCCCGGCGUGACCAGCAUCUUGGAGUUCCACCCCAUCUCCCCCUACAGUGACAGUCCACACUACCUGGCCAUGCAGCUGGCCUCCAUUGCCGACGAGAUGGAGCUGAGGUUGCUGCUGCCCCAGUUCGUUGAGCCCUUCUGGAUGACCAUGUACAGCUUGUUUUUCCCCUACAGCCAUGUAGGGCUCAGGGAUGUUCUGAGAAGCUUUAUGGUUGCUUUCACCAACCUCAGGGAGAACCGAAGGCUCUGGAGCUUCCUGACUCUCAGGGACCGGGUGUCGCCCAGCCUGUGGCCCGAGCUGGCGCUGUCCCUGCUGGUGGUGGCGAUGCUCAGCUGGGGGUGCCGCCUCCACUGA
Budorcas taxicolor (takin) is the source of this 450-nucleotide messenger RNA. It is a transcript of the gene BIK, whose product is annotated as BCL2 interacting killer. Gene Ontology annotation, biological process: male gonad development; apoptotic process; apoptotic mitochondrial changes. The coding region runs from base 1 to 450 and encodes 149 amino acids. The record is from RefSeq and is a predicted model, not a curated record. The transcript is spliced from 4 exons. Lineage: Eukaryota; Metazoa; Chordata; Mammalia; Artiodactyla; Bovidae.